UUUUCUUCCUAGCAUGCGAUGGUUACUAAACUGUGAGCAAAAGGUGCUGCUGGGGCCGGGAGUCACUGGGAUUGAAAAAUGAUGAUAAUAAUAAUAAUACAGACUUGCCAGUCCAGCAACAACUGAUAUACAUUUAGUAGCUAUAUAUCUAUAUAUGCAACGGGUUUUGUUGUGGCACUGAAAAGCGAUGUAAAAUAUGAUGCUUAUUUUUUAAAGAUAAGAGGAAAGGCAUGUUUCUAACUCUUUUUGCAGAGUAUUUUCUCUGGUACCGUUUUAUUUUUAUUUUUGGGUGAUUUUUAAGGGUUUUUUUUUCAUAAAGAGAUGGGAAUUGCAAGUACAUUUUACAGCAGUGUUUACACAGAGUUUGUAAUCUUGCAAUACUGGUGGAAGCCACACAGCAAGAUAUUAAUUUUAGUAUUUUUGUUAUUGUUUCUUUUUUAUUGACAGUGCAAUCAGCAGGGUGGUGUUUUUCUUUUUUUCCUUCUUCAGUUUUUGAUGCCUGUUUAUAACGUGAAACUUUUCUUUCAGUGCGUUAGUUAUAAUUUUUAAAUACUUUUUUUUUCCUCCUUAAAGAUAACAAAGCAAAACAGCCAAAGAGAUGAUCCUUACUUUUGUACAUUUUGAACCUUGACUUUUUUAUUCUUUUGCCGGCAGUAUUUUAUGAUGGUUAUUAUUAUCAUGAUGAUGAUAGAUAUAUACAUAUAUACAAAUAAAUACAUUUUCAAAUGAUGGCAGUGGAAGGUUUUCCUGGAGAAUGAAGUGCGGUUUGGUUUCCUUGUCAACAGAAGAUGAAAUGAACAACUGAACAUCUCCCCAGUGCAGGGUUAAAGUUAAGUGAUCCAACCAUGACCGGCAAAACACAGACCAGCAAUGUCACCAAUAAGAAUGACCCAAAGUCCAUCAACUCCAGAGUCUUCAUUGGCAAUCUGAACACAGCCAUUGUCAAAAAAGGCGACAUUGAAGCAAUCUUUGCAAAGUAUGGAAAAAUAGUUGGUUGCUCAGUGCACAAAGGUUAUGCGUUCGUACAGUACAUGAGCGAGAGGCAUGCAAGGGCUGCAGUGGCAGGAGAAAAUGCCAGGAUCAUCGCAGGGCAGCCACUAGAUAUCAACAUGGCAGGCGAGCCAAAACCAUACAGACCAAAACCUGGCAACAAGCGGCCACUUUCAGCACUUUACAGACUUGAAUCAAAGGAGCCCUUCCUGUCUGUUGGUGGUUAUGUCUUUGAUUAUGAUUACUACAGAGAUGAUUUCUACAAUCGGUUGUUUGAUUACCACGGCCGUGUCCCCCCACCACCUCGUGCAGUAAUUCCACUGAAACGUCCUCGUGUGGCUGUGACAACAACUCGCAGAGGCAAAGGGGUUUUCUCCAUGAAAGGAGCAUCACGAUCCACCUCAAGUGGGGCUUCUUCCUCAGGAUCCAAAUUGAAAUCAGAUGAGUUGCAAACAAUCAAGAAGGAAUUAACCCAAAUCAAAACAAAAAUUGACUCCUUGCUAGGGAGACUGGAAAAGAUUGAAAAGCAGCAAAAAGCUGAAGCAGAAGCUCAAAAGAAACAAAUGGAAGAUAAUGCUGAUUUGAUUCAAGAGGAAUGCAUAUCAGAGAAUGCAGAUAAUUCUACGGAAGAGCCAAUUGAAGGAGGGCCAGAUGCAGAUGGGGAUGGAGAAGAUAUGACUGAUGGGAUAGAGGAGGAUUUUGAUGAGGAUGGCAGCAAUGAGCUGUUUCUACAGAUCAAGUGAUGAGAUAUCUCAUGUGAACCCCCUGAAGACUGAGAAGAGAAACUGACUUCCCCACAGAAAAUUGUGAACUGCGGUUUCUUACUGGCUAGCAACACCUUUGAUUCAAUUUGUAUGAAAACUCAAUUUACUUAUUAAAAUGGACGUUAUUGUUCAAAUAUUAGAAACUCCAUUUCUUAUAUGUUCUAAGCUGUACAAUUGUCAGAUUUUUAUGGUUUAGAUUGUAAAUGUGUUUUUUCUCUGGCUAAUUAUUGGUAUUAUUUUUUUAAUUUUGAUGUCUUAAAGGCCAAUGUACUGUAUCAUAAUAAUAUGGACAUAUUUAACAGGUGUGGGAAACACUGUAUACAAAUGUAUAUUUCUAAAAGCUAUUUUUAUGAUUAGCAUGUUUUACUGUUCUACCAUAUUUAGAGUCAGGUGAUAUUGCACUUCUUUGUUUACAGAUUAAUUCAAACAAGACCAUUAUGAUCAGUGUCACAAUUUAAUACAUUAUAUGGUAUUUUCCAUUAUUUUAUUUAUUAUAUGUGUCAUUGGAAAUAAUUAUGUUUACUAAUAGGGAUAGCUGCUAAAAAGUGAAAAAGUCAAAAUAAGAGAGCAAUCCUUGAUAAACUGUAAAUUGAAUCCUCCUGUAAAUCCCUUUCUCCAGAUAAGCACUCUCUGUGAUGCCAUUCAUCAGACAGUUGUUACAGCUGCUCCUGCAAGUCUUUUAGGCCAGUUUGUUGCUACCUUAUGUUUACAUGAAAGUCAGUCUCCUGUCUAGCCAGGUAAAUUAAUUAUAGACAGCCAAUAUCUAUCAGCCUGAGUUAGCCUACUGAUUACUUUUGGGGUUGUUUUCUGGCAGUCGUAUUUGCACUCCCAGACCUCUAACACCCUCCUAAAAGCCUGCAGCUGGGAUAAUUAUUACAGAUGUAGGGGGAAUCUCAGUAUAGAAUUUCUUAAUAAAUCAUAUUUCCUUUCAAACAGAAUGGAUGCAUUAUUUCUCUUGUGUUACUGAGAUAUUAAGGGUAUCAAAGCAUAUAUGAUAUUAGCAUAAAAUUGUCUUCUUUUAAUGAAAGUACCCAUUUGUUCACCAUCCUAAAGCUAGACCUCCUUAGCACUGCAGAUGACAGAAAUCAAGGAAUAGAUGUUUAUUUACCUAUAUAUUUACAUGAGAUAUACUCCUAUAAAAAGAGACGUUUCUUUAAAAUUGAUUGCAGGAGAAAAAAUUUAUUUAAUAGCUACAGCCUUCAAAGAUGGAGAGGUGUUAAUUUAAAAAGUACCUUAAGCAGUCAAAUGGAACUCAGACCCAGCUGUCUGCCAGGCAGAGCUCCUGCGUCCACUGAA
Messenger RNA from Pezoporus flaviventris, 3050 nucleotides. RefSeq names its product RALY RNA binding protein like (gene RALYL). Lineage: Eukaryota; Metazoa; Chordata; Aves; Psittaciformes; Psittacidae. Gene Ontology annotation, cellular component: nucleus. Gene Ontology annotation, molecular function: RNA binding. The transcript is spliced from 9 exons. Bases 846 to 1733 code for a protein of 295 amino acids. The record is from RefSeq and is a predicted model, not a curated record.